AUGGGGUCGCUGCCGACGGCAGAGGGGGAGAGAAGCCAGCAGCCGCCGCACGUGGUGAUGGUCCCGUACCCGGCGCAGGGCCAUGUCACGCCGAUGCUGCAGCUGGCCAAGCUACUCUACACACGCGGCUUCCACAUCACCUUCGUCAACAACGAGUUCAACCACCGCCGCCACCUGCGCGCGCGCGGGCCGGGCGCGCUCGACGGCGCGCCGGGGUUCCGCUUCGCCGCCAUCGACGACGGCCUUCCGCCCUCCGACGCCGACGCCACGCAGGACGUCCCCGCGCUCUGCUACUCCACCAUGACCACCUGCCUGCCCCGGUUCAAGGACCUCGUCGCCAGGACCAAUUCCGAGGCCGAGGCCCAGGGACGGCCCGCCGUGACGUGCGUCGUCGCCGACAGCAUCAUGAGCUUCGCGCUCCGCGGCGCGCGGGAGCUCGGCCUUCGCUGCGCCACGUUCUGGACUGCCAGCGCCUGCGGCUUCAUCGGCUACUACUACUACCGCCACCUCGUCGAGCGGGGCAUCGUCCCGCUCGAGAACGACGCGCGGCUCACCGACGGGUACCUGGACACCGUCGUCGUCAACUGGAUCCCCGGCGCGCCCAAGGACCUGCGGCUCCGGGACUUCCCGAGCUUCGUGCGCACCACGGACCCAGACGACAUCAUGCUCAACUUCUUCAUCCACGAGGUAGCCGGGAUGUCGCAGGCGUCGGCGGUGGUCAUCAACACCUUCGACGAGCUCGACGCCACGCUGCUCCACGCCAUGGCGAAGCUCCUGUCGCGGCCCAUCUACACCGUGGGCCCGCUCCCGCUGGCGGUGCGAAACAACGUCCCCGCGGACAGCCCCGUCGCGGCCAUCGGGUCCAACCUGUGGAAGGAGCAGGACGCGCCGCUCCGGUGGCUCCACGGCCGCGCGCCGCGCUCGGUCGUGUACAUCAACUUCGGGAGCAUCACGGUGAUGUCCAACGAGCAGCUGGCCGAGUUCGCGUGGGGGCUGGCCAACACCGGCUUCGCGUUCCUGUGGAACGUGCGCCCGGACCUCGUCAAGGGCGCCGGCGGCGACGCUGCUGGCGUCGGGCUGCCGCCGGAGUUCCUGGUCGCGACGGAGGGCCGGAGCAUGCUGUCGACGUGGUGCCCGCAGGCGGCGGUGCUGGAGCACGAGGCCGUGGGGGUGUUCCUGACGCACUCCGGGUGGAACUCCACGCUGGAGAGCAUCUGCGGCGGCGUGCCCAUGGUGUGCUGGCCCUUCUUCGCCGAGCAGCAGACCAACUGCCGGUACAAGCGCACCGAGUGGGGCAUCGGGAUGGAGAUCGGCAAUGACGUCCGGCGGGGCGAGGUGGAGGCGCUCAUACGGGAGGCCAUGGAGGGGGAGAAAGGGCGGGAGAUGCGGCGGCGCGUGACGGAGCUCAAGGAGAGCGCCGUGGCCGCGGCGAGGCCCGACGGACGAUCUAUGCGCAACGUGGACAGGCUCAUGGACGAGGUGCUCCUAGCAUGA
Messenger RNA from Miscanthus lutarioriparius, 1494 nucleotides. The record is from the annotation of a GenBank genome assembly. Lineage: Eukaryota; Viridiplantae; Streptophyta; Magnoliopsida; Poales; Poaceae.